ACAAUAUAUGGAUUUUAAAGAGAAAACAAAGCCCUCGGCGCAACAAGAGGCGUGUUGCUGUCUUGACUAAGCAUCGGAAUGGUAGCGGUACCGUUUUAGCCCGUCAGCGUUGCUUUAAUGCCGGGUCGGAGGCGUUCCGUUUCUGUUAGGGACUCUGUUUUUCUCCUCCGUCUCCCGGGCCUGGCUGCAGCUGCCUACACUGUAGCAGCGGGGAGCUACUUUCGGUUGUAGGAUGGAUCCAGACAGUGGGGCAGAAACACAAAAAGCUGUCAGUUUGCAGUGGAAGAGCUACAAACUCGUCCAGGACCCAGCCAUCAGGCGGGUCACACAGAAAAUCUAUAGAUAUGAUGGAGUGCAUUUCAGUGUGCCAGACUCUGGAUUUCCUCCUGUGGGUGAACUGCGCGAUCCUCGACCCCGGAGACUGUGGUCCAGGUAUACAGAAUUGUCCCUGCCGGUGCCGAAGUUUAAGCUUGAUGAGUUUUAUGUGGGUCCCAUUCCCCUCAAAGAGGUGACCUUUGCUCGACUCAAUGACAACAUCAAGGAGCCCUUCUUGGCAGAAAUGUGCGCCAAGUUCGGUGAGGUGGAGGAGAUGGAGAUCCUGUUUCACCCCAAGACCAGGAAGCAUUUGGGCCUGGCCAGAGUGCUGUUCACCAGCACCAGAGGAGCGAAGGACACAGUCAAGCAUCUGCACAACACCUCUGUCAUGGGUAACAUCAUUCAUGCACAGCUGGACAUAAAAGGUCAACAAAGGCAGAAGUAUUACGACCUGAUAGUAAACGGGUCCUACACUCCUCAGACGGUGCCGCUGGGAGGCAAAGCUCUGACAGAAAGGCUCCCGCCUCAGGCCUCAACGCAGCCACAGCCACAGCCACAACCUGACACGUCAUCGGAAAUCAGGCGGAGGCUUUCCAGUGAGCUUGCGGUUUUGGCAGCAGGGGUCCAGGCCCUCACAUCGGGAAGCAUCACCCCUUGUUCUGCAGAUACUGGCUACAGCGAUCAGCGGCUGGACACGCCCCCCUCCUCCAUGGCAGGCCCCUUUACCCCAAGCUCCUCUGCUUCUUCUCAGGGUGGUGGAGGGACACCUUACAGCUCCAGAUCGGGAACUCCUUUCUCACAAGACUCUGGUUACACUGGCAGCAGGCAUACUGGCUACAACACUGGCACUUUGGGCAGCGGCUACCCUCCCCAGGACAUGUUACCUUCCUCGUCUUCAUCUUCUGCAGUCUCAUCCACUGUCGGAGGAUACAAAGUGUCUCGUUACUCUGACGAUGCACAGGAACCUUCAGUGUACCACCGAGGUCGCCCUAUGUACCCCCCGACCGCAUCAUACCGUCCCAAUGAGCCGCCCUGCUACCCCCCUUACCCCAACGUUGGAGGACCUGGGCCACACAUGGUGCACCACUCCUCAAUGCCUCCACCUCCCCUCGCCAACCAAUACGACCAGCUCCCAAUGUCGGACAGGGACAGGGACCGUGACAGAGACUCAGGGGGGCGGUAUGGGCCGGGGGCUAUCGGUUCCAGGAGGUCAAGUUACCAUCACCAGCAGGACACAAACUCUUCCUCAAAGUACCAUUCACAUCACUCCCACCACCACUCAGAGCGCAGGGAUGAAAGGGGCUACCGGCGAGACAGCCUGGGCUCCCGGUCAGGUGACCACAGCCACCAGAGACACCGCAACCACCACCAUUCUCACAACCACCAUGGCAGCAGCAGCCGUAGGAGAGGCAGCCAUGACCGGGACAGGGACCGAGACAGAGAUCGAGACAGGGACAGGGACAGAGACAGAGACGGGGACUUUUCUAACAGCUCCGACCCCAGAUACAAUUCCAACUCCCACCGCUCUUCUUCUAACAGCAUGUCUCCUCCCCCAUCAUCUUACUCCGCAUACUCCUCCUCCAAAGAGCCUGCCCCAGCCCCUCCUCAGGGAUUGGAUGCUUCUACCCGUCAAGCGGGCACGAGCCUGGCAGAGAGAGGCCCUCUGCCGUCGGCGGGUGCUGACAAAGACUACCACGCUGGUCACCACAGUGCUCUGCCUCCACCGCCUCCACCGCCUCCUCCACUCCCGCCGGCCUCUGUCAUUGCGGCGGCUGUAGCUGAGACGCUCGGCACGCUGGACUUCAACCAGGACAGUCCGGUGCGUGACGAGCAGUGGACAAAGCCAAAACGCCGUCCCAGCACCCCGCCAGCCCCACCCAAGACGCCACCACCUUCUUCUCCGCCCCACCCUUCCAUUGCAUCCUCCUCGAACUCCCCUUCCUCUACCUCCCUUCCCCACCAUCUUCCUUCCUCCUCCAGCUCCCCGCCACCCCCUCAACGAGACUCUUCGUCCCCAGAGCCCGAUUCCACCAAUGAGAGUUUACCGUUUGUCUACCACAGCAGCAGCCUCGACUCUCGUAUCGAGAUGCUGCUAAAGGAACAAAAGGCUAAGUUUUCUUUUCUUGCGUCUGAUGAGGAGGAUGAGGAAGACAGGAAAGAGGAGAAGCAAAGGGGCAAAAGUGGGGACGGAGCAGAGCGAAGAGGUGGUUCAGGUGAUGUAACGGGGGAGCAGGUGGGAGACAAUGGGGAGAAGGACUUUAGAAGGAAAGGAGAAAGAGACAGAGACGGCCACAGAGGAAGGAAGCGGGGAAAAGGAGGAGAAGGUAGGAAGAGUCCCACUGUACUUACAGCAGCUACACCACCUUCCUCCACCUAUUCUCCGCACAUCCUACCCCCUGAAGAACCCCAGGCCCAGGUUGUUCUCUCUGGGAUUGGAGCUUUGCAGGAAGAGUCUGCCCAGGUCGGAUCUGCUGAUGCACGGAGCAGGACAGGAGCACACACACCACCUUAUAACGGACAGAGUCAGGCCUCCCCUCAUUCCUCAGGGGAAGACAUGGAGAUCUCAGAUGAGGAGGAGGAGACGACUACCAUAACAACAGUGACCACCCACCAGCCAUCCAUCACCUCAGGAUCCUCGCCAUCCUCAUCUCAGGCUGCCAUGCCUUCGCAAACAACGGACCCUUCGUCCUCACCCCCGCCCAUCUCUGACUCAGCACAGCACUUUGGCACUUCCAUGCACCCUCCCAUACCCUCCUACCCUCCUCAUUUGCCUCCUCCACCUCCCCCUGGUUAUUCCCUCCAGCCUCCACCACCGCCAGGGAUCCCUCCCCUCCCCCACAUGGAGCUGCACCCUGAAUAUCCUCCUCCUAUGCCCCACCACAUGUAUGAUUACGCCACAUCCAUGGAGCUGAUGAACCAGUACAGCGGUGGAGCGCCCAUGUCCUUCCAAAUGCAGACCCACAUGCUAAGUCGCCUACACCAGCUGCGCAUGGCAUCAUCCAACGGCACCCCGGGCCCCGGCGAGGCAGCUACUGCAGACUACACCUCCUACCAUCUCCACUCUAUGCCGCCACCUCACUCACACCACCCCUACAUGGACCAAGAGGGUAGCGGUGCAGGUGCUCACUAUGACCAAGACCACCGCUACAUGCCCCCGCACAUGCCCUAUCCCUACGCCGACCCCCACAGCACUCAAAUACCACCACCUCCACACCACAGCAUCCCACCCCCCCACACCGGCUGGCCGCCACACGUCUUACCUCCGCACUACGCCUCCUAUAUGCCCCCGCCCGGCUACGGCACCAUGCUGCCUGGGGAAGGAGAUGAGUACAGGGCCCCAGGAGAGGAGAUGCCCAUGCUGGCUGAGAAUCCGCAUGAGGCCACGGUGCAGAUGGUCCUGGCCACUCUGAUACAGGAAAUGAAAAACAUCAUGCAGAGGGACCUGAACCGCAAGAUGGUGGAAAACGUAGCUUUUGCCACCUUUGACGAAUGGUGGGAGAGGAAAGAGACCAAGGCCAAGCCUUUCCAGACAAUGGUUAGGGGGAUGUCUGCCUUACGGGACGAUGAAAAAAAAGAGGAAAAGGUCAACCGUCCACGGGAGCCUCACAUGUCUCUUGUGGAUUGGGCAAAAAGCGGUGGCAUGGAGGGUUUUUCUCUCCGUGGGACACUACGACUGCCUUCCUUCAAGGUCAAAAGGAAAGAACCUCUGGAGCUUGAAGAGGGAGACAUGAAGAGGCCGCGACCCUCUACGCCGCCAGAUGAAGAUGAAGAAGCUGCUGAUGGGAGAAUGCCAGAGGCAGACAGGCACGGAGCUGAAAGGGACAACAAGAGGAGGAAAAAGAAGCCAAGAAGUCGUAAACCUUGGGAGCUCGACAGUGAGGGGGAGGAAACAUCUGAUGGCUCGUCAACUGAAAAGGAGGAUGAAGAAGACGAGGAAAGUGAAAAGGAGUCUGAUGAUGAUGCCCUUAGUGCUGACAGUGAUGAUGAGAGCCUCUCCUCAUCCUCUGAAGGCUCUUCCUCUUCAGCCUCCUCAUCUUCGUCUUCUUCUGAGGAUGAGGAUGAAGAGGAAGGAGAGCGGGCUGAGAGUGAAGGGCCGGACACCAUGGAUGAGUCAACCAUGGACAGCACAAUUGAGAAAGAGGAUGACAGGGAAAACAACGCAGCCACGACCGUUUCAAAGGCAGAGAUCAGAACAGGUGGUUCAAAAGACAGCAAGGCAGAUACAACCGCAGCACCGGCCAAGCACCCGACAUCACCACCGUACCCACGCCCUUCGUCCCCAAUUGUUCUUGUGCCACCUCUCAAGAAACGCCGGAAGACUGUCUCAUUCUCCACAGACGAGAACGACAGCAAAACGCAACUGCCAACCGCACCACAAUCCCCACCUUCGUCACAAGCGGCGGGAGAAUCUGCCCUCCUCUCUGGCAAGCUUCCAGACUCUCCCAUCGCUGCUGCCCCCUCAUCUCGUCCCAGUCAUGGUAUCCAGCUGCUCCCCUUUGCCUCCAAACCAGGUGAAGGCAACGCCCUCAUUGUUCCCCCCUCUGGUCGGACCCAAGACUCUGAGGAGUCCCGAAAGGGACCCCCUGUUUCUCCCCAGACCACCCCUGUCAAAUCCCCUGGCAAACGAGGUGCAGGCAAAGACUCUCCCAAAUCUGCUGCCCCUCCUGUCAUGGUUUGCCGCACAGUGCAGAACCUGCCACUGGAUCACGCCUCGAUGUGCAGGAUGGCCUUCGAGGAGGCCCCACCUCUACCUUCAGGCAACAAACGGUCCAGAGGCAGACCUCGCACACCCAGCAUGUCUGCUUCUUCCUGUCACUCCCUCAGAGAGGAAGACGAGGAUGAGGAGGAAAGUGAGCAGAGGCUGAGGCUCAGGGAGCAGCUGGGCGCCUCUAGCCUCCUGCAGCUGGCCUCUGCCUCAACCACUGACCUGUCUGUGUUGGCCGACAUCGCCUUGAAAAUGGACCCUGAUGCUGGGGACUCUGAGGAGACAGAGACAUCUGAUGAAGCAGAGGAGCAGAAGAUGGAGGAGGAUCUCUUCUCGCCGGAGUCGCUGGCUCUAGUUAUGAGCCCAGGGGGUGUAAUUGUCCUCAUGGAGCACAACUACUGCAAACCCCCUGUUCUCUCAGCACCACCUGCUACCAAAAGGACUUCCUCCAGACAAGAUUCUUCUGUCUUGCUCCCAGCAGACCUCAACGCAAUUUCUGGGGUCCUUGAAGCGCCAGAGGAAGUCAUUGGAGAGGCGCUACCGUCCAGGGGAGACACAGGAGAAUACUUGUCUGCAGUGGGAGUGCUUUGUGAUUCUGAGGAUAUGGGCCAGGUUGCAGCUGUAUCUCCAUCGUCAAAGAAGAAGAAGAACCUGGUUGGCAAAGGUUUGGAACUUGAACAGGAUAAGAGCAAAAAGAGGAGGAGGAAAGACAAAGAAAACCUCGAGGUUCAUCACGCAAAAAAACAGAAGGAGCAGCCAGGAAAGAAGCAGAGGAAGCGGAAACUGGAGGACUCGGACUUUGAGGAAGAUGUGGACGUGGAGGAGCUUGAGUCGGGGGAACUGUCCAGCUCAGACACCGAGGACGAGGUGGUUGAAGAGGUGAGGAAGAGCGAGCGUCUCUUUCUGCAGGAGGCGGGGGUGACGUCGUCGCAGCGCUGGCCGAAACCCGUCCCGGCACCCGAGCCACCAGCCCUGAAGUUUGACAACCGCAGUGAGUUUGAGCAGAUGACCAUCCUGUACGACAUCUGGAACUCUGGACUGGACGGCGAAGACCUGAUGCUGCUGAAGAAGACCUACGAGAAGCUGCUGCAAGACGACCACGGCUCCGACUGGCUCAACGACACUCACUGGGUCAACCAUACGAUAACCAAUCUGCCGAACCCUCGGCGUAAAAAGAAGAGUGCGGAUGGACAGCUGCGCGAGCAUGUGACCGGUUGUGCCAGGAGUGAGGGCUACUACGCCAUCAGCCGCAAGGAGAAAGACGUCUACCUGGACCUGGACCUGCCCGAGCAGGUCAUCCGGGAGGUGGAGAACGUCGACACCUCGGGAGCCAAUCGAGUGCUAUCAGAGCGACGUUCGGAGCAGCGCCGCCUCCUCACCGUCAUCGGCACCACGGCUGUCAUGGACUCUGACCUGCUCAAACUCAACCAGCUUAAGUUCCGCAAGAAGAAGCUUCGUUUUGGGCGCAGCAGGAUCCACGAGUGGGGCCUGUUCGCCAUGGAGCCCAUUGCUGCUGAUGAGAUGGUCAUUGAGUACGUGGGUCAAAACAUCAGACAGAUGGUGGCUGACAAUCGAGAGAAGCGCUACACGCAGCAGGGCAUCGGGAGCAGCUACCUGUUCAGAGUGGACCACGACACGAUCAUAGAUGCCACCAAGUGUGGAAACCUGGCACGAUUCAUCAACCACUGCUGCACUCCAAACUGCUAUGCCAAGGUUAUCACAAUAGAGUCCCAGAAGAAGAUUGUGAUCUACUCGAAGCAGGCCAUCGCCGUCAAUGAAGAGAUCACCUACGACUACAAAUUCCCCCUGGAGGAGAACAAGAUCCCUUGCCUGUGCGGAACGGAGAACUGCCGUGGAACUCUCAACUAGUGAACGCUCUUCUCUCCAUCAUUUGCCAACAGCCAGCCAGAUCCGGACACCCGCCACCUUCCGAUUCGCCUUCCUCAGAGUGUAACUCAAAGCAAAGCCACUCCCCAACACCCCCUGCUUCUCCUCCGGAAAGCCUCACAGUCAUUCUCACGUUACUUUGGAAACACAGACGCACACACUUGCACUUUUCACGCACACUUUUCAUUCUCUCUGUGUUUCCACACGCUGGUGUUUGGUGGGUUUGUGUAAUGUGGCUCGUGAAUAUUGAAGGAGGAGGCCGGCAGUGUCGUUGGACUUUGUGUCAGAGCAGGUUGUUCCUUUUAGCCCAGGCGUGAAAUGCGUCUCUGUUUCAACGCCAACAUCCAUUUAGAGGAAGACGGCGACACCUAAAAACAAAACAAACAAAAAAAAUCCACCGGUGUCUUGUGUCUUGGUCAGCUCACAGCCCGGGAUCACUCCUCCAGUGUCAAACCCCACCCCCCCCCCCGUACAGAUCCGCACACAGACGCACAGGAAUACCAGACCAAUUCAGGGUUUUUAAAAGCGCUCGUUACGGGCGCACUUUUAAGAUGACAAACUUCAGUCAAUUUGGUCUUCGGUUAUGCAAGAUUUCCAAGUGUGAAGGUUGUUUUGGAGCUUUUUUUUUUUUUUUUUUUUUUUUCAAUUUCAUUUCAUAGUAUUAUAUAAUGAUAUUACUAUUGCUGUUAUUAAUGGUAUUGUUACUUAGUUGCAUUAGCUGUAAGUAUCUUACAGUGAAAUGAGCUUCAGUGUACCCACCCACUGUCCUCAGUGGCUUUGUGAUUCACCAGCCCUAUAAAACUGUCGUCUCCUCCGCUGUCCGUUGCUCUCCUGAUUUGCCCCAAGCUUCCGUCUGGAUGAGUGAAGAUUUUUUAACUCCCCCGUGAAAAUAUAUGUCAGUUAAGUUCCAGCUAGAAGCUUACUUCUUUUUUCUUUACAUCAGAAAAACAUAGAACUGGCUCACGUCCUUUUUUUUUAAAAAUUUUCUCCCCAGGUCAUGGACACUGAUGUACUUGCUUUUAACGCCUUUGCGUGCUCAUCGUGGCCCCCUUGCACAUUCUAAGAAAUUUGUGCUAAGUAUCUGUGAAAUUCUGUUCAGCACAGUAUCAGAAAGUCGUGUCAGCAGCUGUUUUUGAAUCGCAGCAGCUUUGGAAACUCUCCAUUUCUCCUGCCGUAGUUUCGACAUCAGCAGUACUGUAACCCACUAAAGCUUAACUAUGUUGACAAGGAAGAUAUUCUGUCUGCAGAUGGGUGUGAUUCCACCAGAAUCUCUCCUCUUGUGAGUGUACUUUUUAAUUCUGUACACAGGACGUUGGUUUUAUGUGCACAUUGGUCAAAGGCAUUUGGAUCAGUGACCAAAGUCAACAAAAGGUCUUUUUUUAUCGAGCGUUUGCUUGGUGGGAUGCCAGUCUGUAGAGGAGUUGUUUUUUUUUAUCCACAUAUUUUGUCUCGACAGGCAGCGUUUUAUUUCAGCAAUUGGCAAAAGCAUUUUCUGCGAUUCUUUUGCAUAUAUCCCCUCGUGGAUGUAUUUUUGAAGUUCUUACGCGAGUCUGUGAGCACUGAUGCCGACUCUGCAGCUGUGGUCCACACAUGACCAAGUCAUCACAUGGUGUUUGUUUGUUUACUUGUUCCUUUAACGCUUAGUCACUCUGUGUGUUUUUAAAAAGCACAUUUGUUUGAUUUGGUCUCGUAAUAGGAUUAGUUUUGCCGUUUUCCUCUGUGUUGCAGCCCUUUCCAGAACGCAUUAUUUUAUUUGGGAGUGUGUCGUUCACCCCGAUCAAACGUCCCUCCUUGGAAAAGUCAUCUUGAGGCAAACAAAUGUCCGAUUUACAGUGUUUGCGGUGUAGAUGGUGGAAGGAGUGUGUUUGCGUGGCUGGCAGAUGAGCCUCAGACAAGUCUUCGUGUCGUCCCCGUUUUUCUUCUGGCCGCGGCCGUCCCAAGUUUGACUUUGACGUUGAACUUUUAACUAGACUCCUUUUUAUUUUCUUUGUUCCCUCCCAAACACAAAAUGUGUAAGAUAUUUCUUGUUGCAAUGAAAGCCUUUCAGUACAAACCAACCCUCUUUACUACAGGACAAAAAGAUGAAAGGAAAAAAAAAAAUCAAAGAAGUACAUGUAAAUAUUGUAGAGGUGUUUGUUUCUCGUAGAAACACACUGAUUCCAAGCUGUAAAUAUGUCGUUCCUUUUCCUCUCUCCAUGAGGAGGAAACAUGUACAUACCUUCCAUUCAUUUAUUUUUUAUUGUUUUUUCCUUUUAAUUUGAUGAUUAUUUUAAUAUUAUUUGCAAUAUUUCUCUUGUAUUAAUGCGUUGGACCCUUUAUUAAUGGUGCAUUAAAAUAUUUUUUAAAUAAAUGAAAA
Acanthochromis polyacanthus (spiny chromis) is the source of this 9263-nucleotide messenger RNA. RefSeq names its product SET domain containing 1A, histone lysine methyltransferase (gene setd1a). The transcript is spliced from 21 exons. NCBI's taxonomy places the organism in Eukaryota, Metazoa, Chordata, Actinopteri, Pomacentridae. The record is from RefSeq and is a predicted model, not a curated record. Gene Ontology annotation, molecular function: RNA binding; histone H3K4 methyltransferase activity; protein binding. The coding region runs from base 233 to 6889 and encodes 2218 amino acids. Gene Ontology annotation, cellular component: Set1C/COMPASS complex.